This is a messenger RNA of Solanum tuberosum (potato), 2135 nucleotides long. Its product is annotated as hydroxyphenylpyruvate reductase-like. The record is from RefSeq and is a predicted model, not a curated record. The coding region runs from base 453 to 1391 and encodes 312 amino acids. Gene Ontology annotation, molecular function: NAD binding; glyoxylate reductase (NADPH) activity; hydroxypyruvate reductase [NAD(P)H] activity. NCBI's taxonomy places the organism in Eukaryota, Viridiplantae, Streptophyta, Magnoliopsida, Solanales, Solanaceae. The transcript is spliced from 3 exons. Gene Ontology annotation, cellular component: cytosol.
UUACAAUGAUGCGGGGAAAAUACUUUUACUAAUUCAGAUUGUCGAUCCAAUCUUGAAGAUUGACGCUUGCUUUGAAUAUUUCAACUUUUUUCAUUCAAACUUUCUGGGUGUCAUCAAAUUGUUUGGAAAUGGACUAGAACUUGGUUGAGAACUCCCCCAACUUUCGUGCCAAUUGCACUAUAUAUUGUUUUGUUAAGAGCACAAUCUCCCUUUCUUAUAUCUGUAGCUAAAUUUGAUAUAGGUAAAUCCUUUGUGUUAGCCCUAAGAUCGUUAUUGAAAAAUUCAAUGAGGGGAGAAGAAAGAUUUUAGACAACACCACCCUUAUUUUAUAGUAUUUGUGUAAGGAUAAAUCUAUGAUAUUCCAAAAAACCAAACUUUUUCAAAGAGAGUUCCUUUGGUCGGACUUCAUUUACAAAUUUGCUAGGUCGGUCCUUUUGUGGUGGUAAUCAGAAAUGGAUGAGAUAGUAGGGGUAUUAUUGAUGCGUCCAUUGUCCAAUUACAUCCAACAAGAGCUAGCGAAACGUUUCACCCUCUUCAAAUACUGGGAAAUUCCAUCUGAAUCUCUCAAACUGCACUCGGACGUUAUCCGAGCAGUGGUGGGGAAUGGAGUUCAGGGAGCCGACUCUGCUUUAAUUGAUUCGCUGCCUAGAUUGGAAAUUGUAUCGAGCCACAGUUCUGGGCUUGACAAGAUUGAUUUGGUGAAGUGCAAAGAGAGAGGGAUUAGGGUCACUUCCGCACCCGAUGGUCCCACCGACGAUGUUGCAGACACGGCUAUUUUACUCACAAUCGCAACUUUGAGGAGGAUUUGUGUAGCUGAUCGCUUCGUCAGGAAUGGGAUUUGGAAGGAAAAGGAUUUCAAUUUGACCGCUAAGUUUAGCGGCAAAUCAGUAGGCAUUGUAGGCUUAGGGAGAAUUGGUUCAUCAAUUGCCAAGAGAGCUGAAGCUUUUGGAUGUUCAAUCAGUUACCAUUCACGUUCACAAAAAUCAGAGUCAACGUACACUUAUUAUUCACGUGUUAUCGACUUGGCCUCCAAUUGCCAGAUCCUUGUCGUUGCUUGUGCCUUAACUGAUGAAACUCACCACAUCAUCAACCGUGAAGUUAUAGAUGCAUUGGGUCCAAAUGGAGUUGUCAUCAACAUUGCAAGGGGUUCUCAUAUUGAUGAACCUGAGCUGGUGUCUGCUCUUGCAGAAGGCAGGUUGGGAGGAGCAGGGCUUGAUGGUCUUGAACAUGAACCGGAAGUGCCUACGCAACUAGCUAGUCUUGAUAAUGUUGUACUAUCACCUCAUACUGCAGCAGGCACUGUGGAGACCCGUAAGGAAAUGGCUGAUCUUGUCAUUGCAAACUUGGAGGCAUACUUUUCGAACAAGCCAUUACUAACUCCUGUUCUUUGAGACUUUCUGGUAAAGGUCUGAUGAUCGUGGAAGUACUAGGAUGGGUGAUCCCCGGGAAAUCCUCAUGUAGUCGUGUUGCCUCCCUCCUUUUGAGUUUUGGAUCCUAUUCAUGCAAAGACUUGGUUAUUUUUGGUUAUAAAGAAAAAAUCUGAUGAUCUCAGACUUGGUCAUCAUUGAUUUUUCUACUUUCAUAUGUCGUUUUGUAACAUGCUAAGUAUGUGAUGAAUCUAUGUUGCUUGGAACAUCCAAAAAUGUUGUCACACUCGUGUUAGAUGGCUUUUGGAGGAUCUGACACACAACCAACAGUAGUUUGAAGAGUCUAUUGUUGCUAAAUGCCAAUGAAAAGGUUGAUUUGUAUAGAUGAUUUUGUUCUCAUACUGGUUCAAGGUAAUGUAAAACUUGAGCCCUUGUACCUGUUGUUUUCAGAUUCUCAGAAAGAGCAGGUUUGGAUCCACCACAGAUGGAUGUGCUUGCUAACACCUCAAGAGGAAAAUAUAAAUGAACCUGAACCAUGCCAAUUGGUCCCAAAGUGUGCGCAAGUUGGUCUAGACACCAUCAUUAUUAGAAGUAUAAUAUAAUCAGUGUAAUUCAUAUUUCAGAAAUCUAACUUUUCAUUCCAAGUGGCGACAAAUUCUGUCCUCUUUAAGGAUUCAAAAAUUUCUCCUUGAUAUGUAUUGAGAAAGCUCUUUGAUACAAUGGGCAUGAGUUUAAUAAGGGAAACAAGAUAUGCCCAUAUUCAUCUCA